AUGCCACAAGAAAAUUUGUUGGACAUCAGCACAAAUUGUGGAAUUGAAGAAAAAUUAAUUGAAGAAGUCAACGGUUCAGCUGAGAGCCAGAGUGACAUUACGCCACAUGACAAUUUGAUGGACAUCAGCACAAAUUGUGGAAUUGAAGAAAAAUUAACUGAAGAUAAGAACUUCAACAGACACUUAACACUAGCAAUGUUUACUCGAUCUUUACCCAAUGGACAAAAAUGUAAUAGGAAAUGGCUUCUUUAUUCACCUAGUGAAGGAUCUGUAUAUUGUUUUGUUUGUAAAUUGUAUGGAAGCAAUCGAGAGAGUCCCUUUAUUUCUGGUGGUUUUGACAAAUGGAAAAAAUCUGAACGGAUUGUCGAACAUGAAAAUAGUCUUCAACACAGAAAUGCUACCAAUAAGUGGUUAUUAAGAUCUAAUACCAACAACUCAGUUAAUAAAGAAUUAUGUCGUCAAAUUUCUGCUGAAACGAAUUAUUGGUUUGAAGUAUUGAAGAGACUUGUAUCUGUCAUUACAUUUUUAUCGUCUAGAGGCCUUGCUUUUCGAGGAAAGGAAGAAAAGUUCAAUAGUCAACACAAUGGAAAUUAUCUGGGCCUAUUAGAACUUAUUUCAGAAUAUGAUCCUUUCUUAAAGGCUCAUAUUGAACAGUAUGGAAAUCAAGGAAAAGGCAACCCAUCAUACCUUUCAAAAACUGUUUACCAUCAAGGCCAAUCUAUGUACAAGGUAUUAGAUGACUUUCUUGAAAAAAGUGAAUUAGACAUUAUGAACAUUAGGGGUCAAUCUUAUGACAAUGCCUCAAACAUGAGUGGUCAAUUUAAAGGGCUUCAAGCUUAUGUCAAAAAUAAAAAUCCAUUAGCUGUGUUUAUACCAUGUACAGCUCAUUCGUUAAAUCUAGUUGGAGUAAAUAGUGUAAAUUGUUGUACUGAAGCUGUCAAUUUUUUUGAUUUUGUACAAAAAUUGUAUAACUUCUUUAGUGGGUCAACUCACAGGUGGAAUGUACUUAUUAACAUAUUGAAAAAAGAAGAAAAAAAUAGUGUCAAUGGAAAUUCUAGUCGACUUCUUACACUUAAAUCCUUAAGUGACACUAGGUGGUCUUGUCAUGCAGAAGCUUGUAAAGCAAUAGUUGUAAAUUAUGAACAAAUUUUGACUGCGUUAAAAAGUAUGUAUGAUGGCAAAGAAAAUAAUGUUACAACUUUAGAUGCUAAAUCGUUAUGGAAGAAAAUGGUAAAAAGAGAAACUGCAUAUAUGUCAUUACUUUGGAAUGACAUCAUGGAAAGAAGUAACAUAACGUCAACUAAAUUACAACAUUCAAACUGUGACACAAUGAAGGCGAUCAACUUAUUAAAAUCACUGAAGUGUUAUGUGUUAAGUUUACGGGACUCAAAUUCAAUUUACGAAGAAAAAAUACCUAAUCUUAGUCCUGAAAUUAUCAUUUACUAUUCAGAUGAAAAGCAAAGAAAAAAAAUAAAAAAAUUCCCUGAUGGUAGCAUAAAUGAAGAAGUAUUAAAAGGAAAAAACAAAUUUCGUGUACAGACACAUAUAUUUAUUAUUGAUAAAUUUGUGUCAGAAUUAAACAAAAGAAUUUCCGCUUAUGAAUAUAUUGGUGAUAAUUUUUUAUUUAUAACACACUUAACUCAAGAAUCUAAUGAAAAAAUUGAUUUGAGUGUCUCAACAUUUAUUUCAAAAUAUAAAAAUGAUGUAGAUAUUACUUUACCGAACGAACUUGUACAAUUUAAAGAAUACUGGAAGCUUUAUCAACCUUCUUUUGAUCCAGCUGACAUUUCCAAAUUAUUUUCCUGGUUUGGUAAUCAAUCACUCGAAGAGGUAUUUCCUUGUUUAUUUACUACUUUAAAAAUAUAUUUGACAAUUCCAGUAGCUAAUUGUUCUGCGGAAAGAGCUUUUUCUAAGUUAACUAGAAUUAAAAAUAAGUAUAGAACUAGUCAAACACAAGAAAACUUAAAUAUACAAAUGAUUUUAUAUUCUGAGAAUGAUUUGUUAAAAUCAUUAGACUUAAAUGAUGUACUAAAAGAGUUGGCUUCAAAGCCCAGGAGGUGGAUAUCUGAAAGGGAACCGGAGCUGGACGUUGUUAUUGCAAAACAACCCGAAUGUACGAUUGGCACUCUUCUUUAUUGGCACUUAAAUUAUUAUAGGUUUGUUUUGCAGAUAUUUGAUGUCGAAGUUUUAAUUACGUCGUAA
Molecule: messenger RNA, 2202 nt
Organism: Metopolophium dirhodum (rose-grain aphid)
Lineage: Eukaryota; Metazoa; Arthropoda; Insecta; Hemiptera; Aphididae
Product: zinc finger MYM-type protein 1-like
Exons: 5
Coding region: 1-2202 (733 amino acids)
Molecular function (GO): protein dimerization activity
Source: RefSeq, a predicted model, not a curated record